Molecule: messenger RNA, 2551 nt
Organism: Culicoides brevitarsis
Lineage: Eukaryota; Metazoa; Arthropoda; Insecta; Diptera; Ceratopogonidae
Gene: Dnaaf5
Product: dynein axonemal assembly factor 5
Exons: 2
Coding region: 56-2512 (818 amino acids)
Biological process (GO): inner dynein arm assembly; outer dynein arm assembly; cilium movement
Cellular component (GO): cytoplasm
Molecular function (GO): dynein intermediate chain binding
Source: RefSeq, a predicted model, not a curated record
UGUUGCGUUGAUCGCGCUAAAUUAGUUACAAAAAAAGCUUUAAAAAUCCAGAAAAAUGGUUGAGGAAGUUUCUCCGGAAGAUUUUUGCAAAAAAUGGUGUUCAAACUUGCAAAGUCCCGAACGUUCGGUGCGUCAAACGACGUUAAAAGAGAUGUUGGAGCACUUUGAAUCCGGCAAAGUUGAUGAAUCAACAGCUGAAACGUACUACAAUGAGAUUUACAUUCACCUAAUGAAGGCUUAUACGGAUCGUUUUGAGGUUUGUCGAUCUCUGGCAGCGUCAAUUGUGUCGUCAAUGAUGAAAUUUCUCCCGAGGAACAGUUCGUAUCUCGAAUAUAUUUGUUCUGUGAUCGCUCAGAGACUUGCUCAGGCAGAAAUGAUCGAAGAAAGUGAAGAAAUGCGACUUCAGCUGGUUCAACAACUCAAAGAAUUGAUUGAAAAGUUCAAAGAAUGCCCGAAAGAGAAGAAAGAUUUGAUUUUAAAGGCUUAUAAUGACGUCAUUGAUGUCUUGAUACGAACCAUUAAGGAUCCUUAUCCGGCGAUUCAGAAAGAAUCUUGUGAAAUUGUGAAGUUACUUGCGACAGCAACUCCCAGUUUUCGUUAUCGAGCUGAAGUUCUUGUGAAACCGAUGACUUUUAUGUUGUCACAUCGAUAUUCAGCCAAUAGAGCGAUUGCCAUUGAAACUUUGUCCAUUACUGCCUUGCAUAUUUUAACGAAUGACGAUAAAGUUGGAAAUAUUAUCAUGGAUUUGUCGAAAUUGCUCAUGGAUGAUGUCCCCAAAGUUCGAUUGGAAUGCGGGCGAGCUGGAAUUCGUUUGGGUUUGGAACUGCGAGAUCGUUAUUCGCAUUUUAGUAAAAUUUUGCCCUUAAUUCUGUGCAGCUUGGUUGACGAAGUCGAAGAAAUUCGCGAGGAAAUCCAUAAAAAUUGGAUAAAAGUUGGCGCGCAAUAUUACGACGAAAACGAAGAAGAGCUCAAAGAAUAUUUACUCACAGAUGUGACUCCAGAAAAUUAUCCCGCCGAGUUAAAACGCCCCACAGUCGGAUGUCGUCAACUCGUACAACGAAACCUGAAAAUGGUGAAUAUUAUUUUGCACGAAAUGGAAGAAUGGAAGGAAGAAGUUCGUCUUCAUGCCACGAGAUUAUUGGGACAAGUCGUAAUUCACUCGGAAAAAUUAUUUGCGACGCAAUUUAUUGAUGCGUUUCCCGUUUUGGCGAAAACUUGCGUUGAUCCGGAGAAGAUAGUUGCGGCGGAAGCGAUGCUCAUAGCGAUUUAUUUGGGAACUUUUUUGGAUUAUUCGUCGUGGGCGGAUUAUGUGAGGCGUCAAAUGUCGAAACAACCAAAUUUGGGGAAUCUGAAAUGUUUUACGGCGUUAUUUGCAGCAGCUUCGAAUGAUGAAAAAUUGGGGGAUUUGAAGGAAAUUAGUGAGGUUUUGGUUGAUACGACAAUUUGUCAUAAUACGAAGCCCGAAUAUCAGUUGCAGCUUUUGCAAUUUUGUGAUGUGCUGUCUGAUGGAUUGUCGAUAAUUCAGACAAACGACUCUUCAGACUCAUCAAUUUCGGAAACAGAAAAGAACCUUUACACAAUUACGAUGAAAGUAAUGUCUCUCGGACCUGAAAUCGAAGACAUUCAAACAUUAGGAAAGGAAAUUUUAGCAAAAAUUUCAACUUUUACCUCCGUUCAAGGUCUUCACGAUCGUUACUCGUUACAUCUCUUAAACCAAAUCGGUCCUCUCGAAACCGAAGCUGAAGAAGUUCUUCCUCAAAUCUCACUUUUAAGCGGCAUCAUCAACAUUUCCGGACUACAUUCCGCCAACAUUCGUACUUUUCAACCACAUAUCUUGACAGCUCUGAAAAACACGUGUCCCGAAGGAAGAGUUUUAAUUUUCAAAUCAAUCGCUGAAGUCAUGAUUCAAUGGAAAACGCUCUCAACGUCGCCCGAAAACACCGAAGAAGUCCUCAAAACGUUCAUUCAAGACGUCAUUCAACCGUAUCUCGUGUGGGCAGCUGGCAGAAGUGCCGAAACUGUUCGAACGAUGGCAACUGCGUGUUUGUGUGCGACAAUUCAAGGCGCUGACGAAGAAAUUGCUGCGAAAUUAAUUGAUCAUUUUUCGUCGGAGCUUGUUCCUUUGAUCGAAGACAACAGUAUUCGAACUCGGGCGUUCGCUCUGAGGAUUUUAUUGAGUAGCGGCGCGAUGGAGACAGAAAAAUUGAAGCCUUUGAUGUUUCAAGUGUCAGCUAGAUUGGAUGAUCCGUGUGCGGAAGUGAGAAUUUUGGCAGCAAAUGUAUUGGGACACAUGAAAGCGACGGAUAAAAAGGAGUGCGAAGGCAUUUUUGAUCAAAUUGUCGAACGAAUGAUCCUUCAUUUGGAAAGUCCUGAAGUAGAAUUGAAGGAAAAACUCGCAGAAUCGCUGAAAAAAAUUGGAAAAGAGUAUUCUGAAGUAUAUGAAAAGCAUUUAAACGCAUUACCUGAGAACAAUCCAAUUAAAAAACUCUUGAUAGAAGAGACGAAAUUGUAAUUUUAAGCAAUUUUCGGAUUUUUAAAUAAAAAUAACAAG